Tachyglossus aculeatus (Australian echidna) is the source of this 3879-nucleotide messenger RNA. RefSeq names its product timeless circadian regulator (gene TIMELESS). The coding region runs from base 301 to 3879 and encodes 1192 amino acids. NCBI's taxonomy places the organism in Eukaryota, Metazoa, Chordata, Mammalia, Monotremata, Tachyglossidae. Gene Ontology annotation, biological process: replication fork arrest; DNA replication checkpoint signaling; DNA repair. The transcript is spliced from 29 exons. The record is from RefSeq and is a predicted model, not a curated record. Gene Ontology annotation, molecular function: DNA binding. Gene Ontology annotation, cellular component: replication fork protection complex.
AAAAGCGACGGCUGAGGAGACGGCGGAGGACCGGCUGCCGUGUGUGAGGACCGACCGUCGUAGGAGCACUGAGGGGGGUUGUGGCCACUUGGGACCCGCAGGCCGCCGGCUGGUUGCACACAGGUGACCGAGGCGAAGGCUCGGCCGAGGGGACGGGCCCUCCGGCUCCAGGACGCCCUUGGUGAGCCCCGGUUGCCGCGGCGGGCAGGGCAGCAGCCCUCCCCUCGGGGGGUCCCCGACUUCCCCGGGCGGGCCCAGAGGCUGUGGUGGCAGGCCUGGGUGUUUACGUCCUCGUUCACGAUGAACUGCGAGCUCCUGGCUACGUGCAGUGCCCUUGGAUACCUGGAAGGAGACACUUACCACAAGGAGCCAGACUGCCUGGAGAGCGUGAAGGACCUGAUCCGCUACCUGCGGCACGAGGAUGAGACGCGGGAUGUGCGGCAGCAGCUGGGCGCAGCCCAGAUCUUGCAGGGGGACCUGCUGCCCCUCCUCACCCAGCAUCGGCAGGACAAGCCUCUCUUCGACGCCGUCGUCAGGCUGAUGGUGAACCUGACCCAGCCGGCCCUGCUGUGCUUUGGCAAAGUGCCCCAGGAUCCCAACCUCGGCCACCACUUCCUGCAAGUGCUUACUUACCUGCGGGCGUACAAGGAGGCCUUCGCCAGUGAGAAGGUGUUCGGGGUCCUCAGCGAGACGCUGUACGAGCUGCUGCAGUUGGGCUGGGAGGAGCGGCAGGAGGAAGACAACCUGCUGAUAGAGCGGAUCCUGCUGCUGGUGCGGAACCUGCUGCACAUCCCGGCCGACCCCGACCACGAGAAGCCCAUCGACGACUCGGCCAGCACCCACGACCGGCUGCUCUGGAGCCUUCAUCUUAGCGGCCUGGAUGACCUGCUUCUGUUUCUGGCCAGCUCGCCGGCCGAGCAGCAGUGGAGCUUGCACGUGCUCGAGAUUAUCGCCCUCCUGUUCCGUGAUCAGAACCCGGAGCGGCUGGCGGCGGACGGGCAGGCGCGCUCGGCGCAAGCGCGGAGGGUGGAUGUGCGGGAGUUGGAGGCGCUGAGGCAGCGGGAGGUGGCGGAGCGGAAGAGCCGAGCCUUCCGGCGAGGCAGCAGACAUUCUCGCUUCGGGGGCUCCUACGUGGUCCAGGGCCUGCGGGCCAUCGGGGACCAGGACGUCGUGUACCACAAGGGCCUGCACAGUUUCCAGGACUACAGCCCGGACCUGGUCAAGGAGGUGCGCCGUGUGCCCCGCCGGCGCCAGGUGGCCCAGGAGACGGUGGCCCCGCGCCGCUCGGCCCGCAACGUGCGUCUCUUUUUGGGCCACUUCUGCACCGAGUUCCUGGAGAACAGCUACAACCGUCUCAUGGCCCUGGUGAAGGACCACCUGUUGCGUGAGCGGGCCCAGCAGCACGACGAGACCUAUUACCUGUGGGCGCUGGCCUUCUUCAUGGCCUUCAACCGGGCCUCCCGCUUCCGCCCCGGCCUGGUCUCCGAGACCCUGAGCGUCCGCACCUUCCACUUCAUCGAGCAGAACCUGACCAACUACUAUGAGAUGAUGCUGACCGACCGCAGGGAGGCCGUGUCCUGGGGCCGCCGGAUGCACCUGGCUCUGAAAGCCUAUCAGGAGCUCCUGGCCACCGUGCACCAGAUGGACCAGUCCGAGGACGAGGCCGUGCGGGAAAGCAGCCGGAUCAUCAAGAACAACAUCUUCUACGUGCUGGAGUUCCGUGAGCUGUUCCUGGCCCUGUUCCGCAAGUUUGACGAGACCCGGCAGCCCCGCUCCUUCCUGUGCGACCUGGUGGAGACCACGCACCUGUUCCUCAAGAUGUUGGAGCAUUUCUGCCAGGGCCGCGGGAGCCUAAUGGUGCAGAACAAAAAGAGGAGAAGGAGGCGGAAGAAGGGCAGGGUCCCGCCAACCAGGGCCGGCACCCUGCCCCUCGCCCCCGAGCAGCAGGAAGAGCUCUGGACGGCGCUGGAGGAACAGCUGCGGCGCUGCGCUCGGGACCCCGCGCUCCCCACCGACGGCGUGGUUCCCUUCGACGCGGCCUCGGAGGUGCCGGUGGAGGAGCAACGGACGGAGGCCAUGGUGCGCAUCCAGGAGAGUCUGCUUGGCGGUCAGGCGGCCGCAGCCCUCAGCCUCCUGCGGGCUGCCAGGGAGGUGUGGCCAGAAGGGGAUGUAUUCGGGGCCCCAGAGCUGAGUGCCGAGGAGGAGGUCCAGCUGCUCGGGCAGAUCCUGUCGGCUUCGCUGCCACGACGCCCGGAGGCCGCGCAGCCCGGAGGAGCCGGGGAGGAGGAGGAGGGAGAGGAAGAAGAGGAGGCGGAGGGGGAGGAGGAGGCAGAAGAGGAGCUGCAGGCUGUCCAGGUGGCAGAGAGAGAGUUUAACUUCCUGGAUUACCUGAGAAGGUUCGCCAGCUCCACGGUGGUCCGGGCCUACACGCUGUUGCUGCGGAGCUACCGGCACAACAGCCCCCACACCAAUCACUGUGUCGUCAAGAUGCUGCACCGGCUGGCCCGCGACCUCAAGAUGGACGCCCUCCUCUUCCAGCUGUCCCUCUUCUGCCUCUUCCACCGGCUGCUCAGCGACCCUGCCGCCCCUGCCUAUCAGGAGCUGGUGACCUUCGCCAAGUACAUCCUGGGCCGGUUCUUCACUCUGGCCGCCGGCAACAGCAAGGCCUUCGUGGAGCUGCUGUUCUGGAAGAACACGUCCGCCGUGCGCGAGAUGACCGAGGGCUACGGCUCCCUGGGCGGCGACGGACCCCCAGGCCACAGACCCCUCAAGUGGAGCCCGGAGGAGGAACGGCAGCUGCAGGAGCUGUACCUGGCCCACAAGGAUGUGGACGGGGAGGACGUGGUGGACGCCAUCCUGGCCCGCCUGGGACCCGCCCGCCGGACCCGCAGACAGGUCAUCCACCACCUGGUGCGGCUGGGACUGGCCGACAGCGUCAAGGACUUCCAGAAGCCGAGGGGAACCCAACUGGUGCUGUGGACCGAGGAGCAGGAGCUGGAGCUGCGGCGGCUGUUCGAGGAGUUCCGGGACUCGGAUGACGUGUUGGGUGGCAUCAUGAGGAACCUCACGGCCAAGCGCAGCCGUGCCCGAGUAGUCGACAAGCUGCUGAGCUCGGGGCUGGUGGCUGAACGACGGGAACUUUACAAGAAGCGUUCCCGGCGGAAGGCACAGGCUGAUGGGAAGGAGGCCCUUCAGACCUCAUGCCAAAGGAGGGAGGAGAAAGAGGAGGCCGAAGAGGAGGAGGAGGAAGAAGAGGAGGAGCCGGAAGGCGAAGAGGAGAUGGGGGCAGAGCGGGGCCGGUGCGGUCCUUCAGGCCUUGAGCGUAAUCUCUGGCAGGAAGGCUUCUCCGGGCCCUUGCAGUGGCUCCAGAACUGCCUGAUCCGUGUGGCUACUGACCGGGAAGAGGAUGGCUGCUCCCAGGCGGUGCCGCUGGUGCCGCUGACGGAGGAGAACGAGGAGGCCAUGGAAGACAGACGGUUCCGGCGGCUCCUGCGUCGGGUCGGCGCUCGGCCCCCGGCCUCCGAGCAGGAAUCUUUCUGGCGAAUCCCGGCCAAGUUGAGCGCCCGGCAGCUCCGGAGGAUGGCGGCCUCCCUGGGUCGGCCGCGGGAGGAUGGGGCGCCGGGGCAGGAUGAGGCCGGCGGGGCCCCCGAUGGGGGGCCGCCCCACGAGGAGCCGCGGACCCCUUCGCCCCAGGCCCUGCUGCAGGCCCGCAAGAGGAGAGGGGUGCCAGGCUCUGGGAGGCGACAGCCACUGGACAGCGAUGAGGAGCAGGAGGAGGAGGAGGAGGCCGGGACAGCCCUAGAGCCGGGCCCCCCCGCAGGCCCUCAGCUACUCAAGAGACGCCGGCUGCGGAUUGAAGAUGAUGACGAUGAUGACUAA